UUUGGUCUGAAAGUUCGUUACGUAAAUGACCUUGAAAACGAUCAAAAGUUGUGCGCAGAGUCUCGUGUGUACAUUCCUCGGUGAGUGGCGACACAAUUACAAUGGCACAGGAUAACCUUACAGCUGUUCUCUACAAGAUAAACGACAUCCGUCUGGAACAAAGGCCUAUACCCGUACCAAAAGAUGAUGAAGUGCUUCUCCAGAUGGGAUGUGUUGGGAUCUGCGGCUCAGAUAUACACUACUGGGUCCAUGGCAGGUGUGCAGACUUUAUCCUCAAGGCCCCCAUGAUCAUGGGGCAUGAAGCAAGUGGCACUGUCACUAAAGUGGGCAAAAACGUGAAACACUUGAAACCAGGUGACAGGGUAGCAGUAGAGCCUGGCGUGCCGUGCCGGCUGUGCCGGUACUGCAAGGAGGGACGGUACAACCUGUGCUACGACAUGGUCUUCUGUGCCACCCCACCAGUCGACGGCAACCUCUCCCGAUACUACACUCAUGCAGCUGACUUUUGCUUCAAACUCCCAGAUCAUGUGUCACUGGAGGAAGCUGCACUAUUGGAACCACUCUCUGUAGGGGUCCAUGCCUGUAAGAGGGCUGGAGUUACUCUCGGUUCUACAGUUCUCAUCACUGGAGCUGGACCUAUCGGGUUGGUAACUCUGCUCACUGCCAAGGCAAUGGGAGCUAGCCACUGUAUCGUUACAGACUUGGUGGAAUACAGACUUGGUGUGGCUAAGGAGCUGGGAGCUGAUUUCACAUUGCAAGUGAAAGCUGAUGCGGAUGAGAAAGAAACAACAAAGAGUAUCGUAAAGCUUUUGGGAGGACCUCCACAGAUCACUGUGGACUGUACGGGUGUCCAGGCGUCACUGCGGUUGGCUAUGGAGGCAACAGCCAACGGUGGAGUGAUAGUAAUCGUUGGUAUGGGAUCUUCAGAAGUCAAGGUUCCGCUCACACCUCUUGCAGCACGAGAAGUGGACAUCCGAGGAGUCUUCCGUUACUGCAAUGACUAUCCGUUGGCCUUGGCGAUGGUUGCUUCAGGGAAAGUGAACGUUAAGAGACUCAUCACUCACAAUUUCAACAUUGAGCAAACUGUUGAGGCCUUCGAAACCGCAAAAUCUGGCACCGGAAAUCCUAUCAAGGUCAUGAUUCACUGCAACAAGAAAUAGUGAGCUGCUACACAUUCCUUGGAGAAGAAUAAUCACUUGAAUUUAAAGAUAUUAUCUCAUCCGGUUCCGUGCCGGAUAAUUGCAAUUUUAUAUGCUUAUAAUAUAAUGACGGUUAUAAAUUAAAAUGUUUUGGAAAUACCAACUAAUGUUAACUUUUUAUAUGCAUUUUAUAUUGUCAUGGAUCUAUACAUUCCAAUAAUUAAUUAAUGAUUCUAUGUUAUUAAACUUUUAAAAUUUGUAUUGACUAUGUUUGAACAUAAGUGUUUUUUGAAAGACAAUUUUGUUAAAAUAUCUUCAUACCAUAUAUGUUCCUGGUAUCAAGACAUUUUAUUAUAAUAUAUAAAGCGUGUUCCAGAAUGGACACACAACUGUUAUUACAUCAUUCCAUGAGUACAUGAUAAGUUAAAAACUGUUGCCAUAGUCUGAAAUAGAAAGUAAACAUUUUUUGGGUAAGUUUAUAGUCCAUAUAUACAUGAAUGGGCAAAUGGUGAACUACUGGGGAGUAGAAAAGUAUGUAUGGGGAAUUGACAAUGAUAUAUAACAGAACUUAAUGCAGAAUAAGUUUGAUUUGUAAUGUUGCACUGUACAAACCACUAAAUAAAAACCUAAACAGGUAAA
Molecule: messenger RNA, 1778 nt
Organism: Homalodisca vitripennis (glassy-winged sharpshooter)
Lineage: Eukaryota; Metazoa; Arthropoda; Insecta; Hemiptera; Cicadellidae
Product: sorbitol dehydrogenase-like
Exons: 8
Coding region: 102-1160 (352 amino acids)
Biological process (GO): D-sorbitol catabolic process
Molecular function (GO): zinc ion binding; L-iditol 2-dehydrogenase (NAD+) activity
Source: RefSeq, a predicted model, not a curated record